AAUCAGGGCGUGACCCUAGCAUGCAACUCCUUUCUCCAGCCGGUUCCACCGGGACUCUUUGUGUAUCUCUCUCAGACUAGACGUCGGGUUAAGUAGAGUCUUGGGGCCGGGGAGGAGCCAGCGUGGAUUCCAGUGGGAUGAGUUUCCUUUCAUGACGUCACGACGGGCUGGGUUGGCGGUUGUUGAUACAACCAGGAUGAGAACCGAAGCAGUUUAUAUUGAGCUUUCACGGUUACCAUUCACCUGUUUUUGUUUUUAAAUAAAACAACCCAAACGUUUAAUUUCCGUACAUCGUUGUGGGCAGUGAAGACAUUCAUUAUAUAUAGUACAACCCGUCAAUCGGAAAGAGGGUACGAGUCGCAUGCAGUAGUUUUUUUUUCAAAAAAGAAAACGACGGACGGAGAACUUUCUUUGAAUUAAACUAAGAGGUGGAAAAGGAGCAGGCCUCGCCUUAACACUGCAACAGGUUUCUACCGAAGAACAAGAAAAUAAGUUUUGUACAGAAGGAAAAUAAGGAAUAAGAACAAAUACAAACAAGAGUGUAAUUAAAAUUUUAAAUAUAUAUACGUGUGUAUAUAUAUAUAUUCUAUUCAGCUGAAAGUUUAAAUGCGGUACGGAGCUAAAAUGAUGCCGAUGUUUCUGACUGUGUACCUCAGUAACAAUGAUCAGCAUUUUACAGAGGUGCCCAUUACUCCGGAGACCACCUGCCGUGAUGUGGUGGAGCUAUGCAAAGAACCCGGAGAAACCGAAUGCCAGCUGGCAGAAAUGUGGCGGGGUUCAGAGCGAGCAAUAGCAGAUGAUGAGCGAAUGCUUGACGUCCUGCAGCACUGGGGGCACAAGAGAACUGAAGUGAGAUUUUUCCUUCGGCAUGACCGGCUACCCAGCAGAGAAUCAGGUGUAACCAGACCCCAGGAUCAGACUGCCAAGAAUGGUGUGGACAGGAGGAUGGAAAACGGGGUGGGAGUUCCCCGGAUGGACAUGACUCUGUCUGAACUGCAGGAGAUGGCAACAAGGCAGCAACAGCAAAUUGAUGCUCAGCAGCAGCUACUAGCAUCCAAGGAGCAGCGGCUGCGCUACCUCAAGAUGCAUGAUCAGAGGCAGCAGCAGCAGGCAUCCGAGCAGGACAAGCUCCAGAGACUGCGGGAAAUUGCAGAGAACCAGGAAGCCAAGCUCAAGAAAGUACGAGUGCUAAAGGGGCAUGUGGAGCAGAAGCGUCUCAGCAAUGGCAAACUUGUGGAGGAGAUUGAACAGAUGAACAGCCUGUUCCAGCAGAAGCAGAGGGAGCUGGUGGUAGCAGUGUCCAAGGUGGAGGAACUCAAUAGGCAGCUGGAGAUGUUGAACAAUGGCAAGAUUGACAGUUUUCAUGAUAACCAAGGGGCUGUUGUUGAGCUUGACCGACUUUACAAGGAACUGCAGCUAAGGAACAAACUGAACCAGGAACAGAAUGCAAAGCUGCAGCAGCAGAGGGAAUGUUUGAACAAGCGCAACACGGAGGUGGUAGUGAUGGACAAGCGUGUGAACGAGCUGCGAGAUCGCCUGUGGAAGAAGAAGGCAGCCCUGCAGCAUAAGGAGAAUGUGCCAACUGUCUUUCCUGGUAAAGAGAAUUCUACAAAAGAAAACCAAAACCAAUAUUUUACAAAGAAGAUUACACCUGACAGCACUGCAUCUCAGCAGACAGGUUCAUCCCAAAGCAGGGUGGCCGCGGUCGGUCCGUACAUCCAGUCCUCCACUGUGCUGUGCGGCCCCUCCAGACGUGAGCUCCUGGUCAAGCCAGCCUACCCUGAUGGCACGUCCACUCUGCCUGUGCAAGACAGUCCCCUGAAAACACAGACGCUUCCAAUGGGAAGAGCUGUGAAAACUGCUGGAGGUUCAGGAAUCCAGGCUCCCAGGCCACCUCAGGGCAGCACUGACUGGAGUAAUGUAGACCCCUCUGCGAACCAUGGCUCGGCCGCCACUCUGCCUAGGACAGGCACCUACAGCACUGCAGAACAGGGUGACAUGGACAUAAUGUUGAGAGAAAAAGACAAGAAGGUGCGUCCUUUCUCCAUGUAUGAAUCCACAGAUCCGUCCACUGGCAUAACGUCCACAGGUGGUCUCCGGAAAAACCAGAGCAGCGAGGAUCUGCUGCGUGAUGCACAGAAUGCUCCCAGGAAUCCAGUGAAAAUCCCACCCCCUGUCCCCAGCAAGCCCAAUAAAAUCAACCUGUCUUUCAUCAAUCCGUCAAGCCAGCCUCUAACUGCUGACAAUAGACUGGAGGGUUCACAGAAGCCUGUUUUGGUUACAGGGACUUUUCCUGGCAAAACCAAGCCGGUAAACCAGCAGUCGCAGCCCUUGGCACAGCAUUCCUCUCAGCAGAUCCAGCAAAGAAUCUCUGUACCCGACCCCCUGCCAGCCACCGGUCAAAGCCACACCCUCCCACUGCCUUCCAAACAGGAGACCCCCCCAGCUGCUACUGUGCACCCCUUCACCCCACAGCCACCAGCUAAGGAGGCACCAUCCCAGUCCUUUCACAAACCACAGACCGUGGCAGCCAGCUCUAUUUAUUCCAUGUACACAAAGCAACAGACCCCGGGCAAAAACUUCCAGCAAGCAGUGCAAAGCGCACUGACCCGUACACAGACGCGAGGGACACCCUUCACUAGCGUAUAUGGUAAACCUGUAAUCGCAGGAACCAGCAACUCCCAGCAACUCUCUGAAAACGCCCACCUGGACCGGUCUGAUUCUGAACCAGAGCAGGGAGUGAUCAGCUCUGGGUCUGAGCCUCAGGAAACAGAGCGAAUCCCUCGGCCCUUGAGCCCCACCAAGCUGCUUCCCUUCAUUUCUAACCCGUACCGGCACCAAAGCGAAAUGGAACUGGAUGCUCUCAGAAAGAAGCUGUACAAUGCGCCUCGGCCCCUGAAAAAGCGCAGCUCCAUCACAGAGCCCGAGGGCCCCAACGGCCCUAACAUCCAAAAGCUGCUGUACCAGAAGGCUACCUUGCCAGCCAUGGGGACAACAGGUUCUACCCCUUUCUAUCAGCCGAAUCCAGCAGCAGAGGAGGAAAAUGGGCCACACGAAGAAGCAGCAGCUAGCAUGAAGGACAGAGAGGGCCCUGAAGCGGAAACAUUGCCUGCAAAUGUCACAUCAGAAGAUGACAUGAUAAUAGAACAGCAGGAUCAGUUUGUGCCCCCUCCACCCUCCCACCCUGCGCCCAUCCUUGAAGGACUGCAGGAAUCCUUGAGCCCUCCAGAGGAAGAGCAUGACCCCAGUGACCCGCUGCCUCUGGUGGUGGAGGAGUACCCAUCGUACCCUCCUCCUCCCUACCCUACCACAGGGGAGCAGGAGAACCUCGGAGAGGACACCUUCAGCAUGCGCCCCCCUGAGAUCACAGGCCAGGUCUCGCUUCCACCGGGUAAGAGGACAAACCUGAGGAAGACAGGCUCAGAGAGGAUAGACCACGGGAUGCGUGUAAAAUUCAACCCACUCGCUCUUCUGCUCGACUCUUCUCUGGAGGGAGAAUUUGACCUGGUGCAGAGAAUAAUAUAUGAGGUGGAUGACCCAAGCCAGCCAAAUGACGAAGGCAUCACAGCUCUUCACAAUGCAGUGUGUGCGGGCCACACCGAAAUCGUCAAGUUCCUUGUCCAGUUCGGGGUGAACGUUAACGCUGCCGACAGCGAUGGUUGGACCCCCUUACACUGUGCUGCCUCUUGCAAUAACGUCCAGGUCUGCAAGUUUCUCGUGGAGUCUGGGGCAGCUGUGUUUGCAAUGACGUACAGCGACAUGCAGACAGCUGCUGAUAAGUGUGAGGAGAUGGAGGAAGGGUACACCCAGUGCUCGCAGUUCCUCUAUGGUGUCCAGGAGAAGAUGGGCAUCAUGAACAGAGGGGUGGUGUACGGGCUGUGGAACUACGAGGCUGACAACGAUGACGAGCUCGUGUUCAGAGAGGGGGACUGCAUGACGACUGUGCGGCGCGAGGAUGAGGAUGAGGUCGAGUGGUGGUGGGUGCGGCUCGGAGACCAAGAGGGAUACGUCCCCCGCAACCUGCUAGGGUUGUAUCCAAGAAUCAAACCAAGACAAAGGAGCCUAGCAUAAAGGUUCUGGAGUAAACCCUCAAACCCUUUUAAUCUGCCUGUGACACGGCAGCUGAAAUUAAAAAAUAAAAUAACUAUAUAUCGUCCAAGUCUUUUAGAAUGAAGAAAGCCGCUCGUAUGAAGAAAACACUAAAUGAAGGAACAAUGCUUUUGCUUUUUUGUAAUGUGAAGGUCUGUUCCACAGACUGAUACUGUUGCUGCUGUGGUGUGAGGUAAAAAAAAAAAAAAGGGAUUUAAACAAAAGACCAAAUUCAGACGGGUGGCUUUUUAUUGAAAAAUGGCAGCACCACACCUCUCAUGUCACCAGUUAUGUAUAUUCGAACUGUUUGCUGCAGCAUUGAGAGUAAUAUAGAACUUUAAGAUAUUGCUUUUGUGUAGAAAGUGUUAGUAAUAAAUAAAUAUAUAUAUAUAUAUAUAUAUAUAUAUAUAUAUAUAUAUAUAUAUAUAUAUAUAUAUAUAUAUAAUAUAUAACAUAUUGUACCAGGCUUGCUUUAUAUGGUGGUAUUGUGAUUUGAAGGCCAGACAUGAACAGCAGGGCUGUUUGUGGACCUGAUUAAUGUCUUCAAUGCAAUGCUUGGCUGGUCAAAGUCAUUUGGUCUGUAAGAAAGGUGUAUUGAUACUAUCUCUAGUAUUUGUUUUUUUAUAGGAGUAAAAUACAGAAGUUUUAUUUUUUACUCAAUAAAAGCAUGGUUGAUAGGGCUUCAGUUUACUAA
This is a messenger RNA of Acipenser ruthenus (sterlet), 4783 nucleotides long. RefSeq names its product apoptosis-stimulating of p53 protein 2-like. Bases 607 to 4071 code for a protein of 1154 amino acids. Gene Ontology annotation, cellular component: nucleus. Gene Ontology annotation, biological process: signal transduction; regulation of apoptotic process. The record is from RefSeq and is a predicted model, not a curated record. The transcript is spliced from 19 exons. Lineage: Eukaryota; Metazoa; Chordata; Actinopteri; Acipenseriformes; Acipenseridae. Gene Ontology annotation, molecular function: p53 binding.